CUUGGUUAUUGGAGAUUAAUCAAUUCCACGUUUAACCAGCUGGAGUACAAGGAAUACCCUUUGCGUCAAAAUCGACCAGUAUCCAUUCAGCUCAACCGGUCUUAGGCUGAAUGAUUCAGAAAUCUCGUAUUGGAGCCGCCAGAUUACAUCAUCACUGCUCCGUCUUCGCGUCAAAGCCGAGUGGCUGGUUUUAUUAUUAAAAGGGACAGAGGAAAAAAUGCAAGGCUGUUGGAGCUGCAUUGUUUUAGAUUAACAGCAGAGAUAGAGAGAGAGAGAAGAGGGAAGAAAUAACGGCAAUGUGAGUGAUUUGGUGCUUUAUUUAAACCAGCAAGAGCUUAUUUUGUGUUUUUUUGGGGCAAAAGAAAUCCCACCCCCCACCCCGGUUAUUUGAAGAUGUCAUGGCAGAAGCGGAUGCAACAACCCCUUACGAGGAAUACGAGUGCAAAAUCUGCUACAAUUACUUCGACCUGGGGCGCAGGGCGCCGAAGAUCCUGGAGUGUUUGCACACAUUUUGCGAGGAGUGUCUGACUACCCUGCACGUCAGGGAGGACCGGCCAUGGCGAAUCGCCUGCCCCAUCUGCCGGCACAGGACAGCGGUGCCCGAUUACCGGAUACACAACCUGCCCAAUAACACCAAGGUCACUGAGGCUUUCCCCCUGUACGUGGGAGCGGACCCUCUGCCCCAGGACGCCUUGCCACCGACGCCCCAAUUGCAGAGGUUGAACCAGCAGCCUCACUCCCAGCAGCAGCAGCAGCAGCACCAGGCUCCACAGCAGCAGCAACAACAACAGCCCCGCUCCAGCGCUUCCCUUCCGCCCGAGCUCGCCACCCCUUCGGCGGCCACGGCCACUCGCCAGUCCCGGGGACCCUCGGCUCCUUAUGAGAGCUGCCAGAACUGCAAGCGGGCCGCCCUGACCGCCGGCUGCGUCUGUGUGGUCUUCUCGUUUCUCUCCAUGGUGGUGCUGCUCUUCACCGGCCUGAUCUUUGUCAAUCACUACAACAGCUCGCCGUCUCCGGUCGGCCCCAUCUGCCUGUCGGUGGCCAGCAUCUUAGCCUUGUUCUCAGUGGUCGUCACGUGGGUGAUCUGCUGGCUCAAAUACCGCCCCGACAGCAAUGGCCAAGUGAGCAACAACAGGGCAGCGACCACUGCCUCCUCUUCAUCCAGGAGAACCACUGAGCAACUGGGAUGA
Chiloscyllium plagiosum (whitespotted bambooshark) is the source of this 1190-nucleotide messenger RNA. Lineage: Eukaryota; Metazoa; Chordata; Chondrichthyes; Orectolobiformes; Hemiscylliidae. The record is from RefSeq and is a predicted model, not a curated record.